UGCGAGUUCAGAUGAUGAAGCCAUGCAGAAGUAAACAGUGGGCAGGGCUUCCAGAGACGCACACGUACAGCUGUUGUGUCUGCACUGGAGAAAGUCACCUCCAGCCAUUGAGGAGCUCAGUUUGAUGCUGUAGGUUCUCUGACACAUUCAUGGAAAAGUUCCAGGCUGCAAUGGUUCUCGGAGGAGUGGGAGAUGCCCUGGGAUACCGCAAGGGCCGGUGGGAAAUGUGUAUCUCAGGGAAACAGAUUCAGCAGGAACUGGCCACUCUCGGGGGUCUUGGAGCCUUGAAGCUAGACGCUGAUAACUGGCCGCUCAGUGACGGAAUCCUGAUGCACAUGACCACUGCAGAGGCCCUGAUCACUGAUUACUGGUGUCUGGAGGAUCUGUACCGGGAGCUGGUGCGGCUCUAUGUGGAGGCCAUGGUGCGUCUGCAGGGCCGAGUUCCAGAGCCCAGUACUGUGGAGGGAUGCGUAAACCUCAAGCCACACAACUUCCUGUUAGCCUGGCACACACCAUUCAAUGAGAAAGGUUCUGGUCACGGAGCUGCGACUAAAGCCAUGUGUGUGGGUAUGCGCUACUGGCAGCCCGAGCGGCUGGACAAUCUGGUUGAAGUGAGCAUAGAGACGGGCCGAAUGACCCACAAUCACCCCAUAGGGUUCCUGGGCUCUCUGUGUACGGCUCUCUUCGCCUCAUAUGCCAUCCAGGGUAGACCGCUGGUCAGCUGGGGUCAUGACCUCAUGACGGUCAUUCCCAAAGCAGAGGAAUACUGCAGGAAAACCAUCCGACAUAUGGCAGAAUAUCAGGAGAAGUGGUUUUACUUUGAGGCCAAAUGGCAGUUUUAUCUGGAGGAGAGAGGAAUAGAAGACGGUCAAAGUAAACCGAUACUCCCUGACCGAUACGACGUUGAAGAGACAGACAAGAUGUACAAGCGCUGGAGUUCAGAGGGCUGUCCCGGACGCAGGGGUCACGAUGCACCUAUGAUUGCGUACGACGCUCUGCUGGCAGCCGGAUCCAGCUGGGAGGAGCUGUGCAAACGGGCCGUGUUUCACGGAGGUGAGAGCAGUGCGACGGGUUUGAUCGCCGGCUGUCUUUAUGGGCUGCUCUACGGGAUCGACCAAGUUCCUGCUGGACUCUACCAGGAUUUGGACAAAAGACAAAAACUGGAAGAUCUGGGAGGACAAUUAUACCGAGCAGCGGCAGUAGAGAAAGCUCAGAGGGAUAAGCAGCAGCUCUCCAUCAUCUCAACAGUGGAUUGGCGAGCCAUGAAACAGCUGAUCCUGGAUUGCGCAACACAUCCGGAGGUCAGGGCCAUUCUGGAGAAUCUUCUGCUUUACCAAAACCAAGACCUUCCAAACUCUCCGUUAGCAACCUUAGGAAGAGCCGGUCCACGUCUAACUGCCUUCCAGCUGCUCAGAUCUAAGUUUCUGAGGAGUGUGCCGAAGCCAGCACUCACCCGCAGACGAGAGGUGGGCUCUCUGAACACAAAACAGUGGCAUAUUAAAGACACAAGCAAACUGAGAGCUGAUUCAAGACCCAGGAUGAAGAGAAAAACCUCCAAGGUUCAGAACAUCCUGGAGAGAUUUACAGCAGCAGAGAGCAACACCAUAAAGAAACCACAAACCAACAGACGGACAGGCAGAAUCAUGUUCAGCAGUUUAAUCAAGAGAUUUGAGACUCUAGUGACGGAGCACAGCAGAAAUGAUUCGACACACAAGAUCAAGAGACACAAGAAUGAAUCAACUAUUACACAGGAAACACUAAAACAACACAAGAACAAACCAACUGAUUCACAAGAAAUAUUAAAGCAAUACAAGAACGAAUCAACCAAUUCACAAGAAGUACUAAAUCCAUACAAGAACAAAUCAACCGAUUCACAAGAAGCACUAAAUCAAUACAAGAACAAAUCAACUGAUUCACAAGAAGUACUAAAGCAAAACAAGUACAUAUCAACAGAUGUAAAAGAAACACUAAAAAAAUAUGAGAACAAGUCAAUUGAUUCACUAGUACUUAAGCAACACAAGAAUGAAUCAGCCAAUUCACAAGAGCCACAAAAGCAACACCAGAACAAAUCAAUCGAUUCACAAGAUAGACUAAAGCAACAAAACAAUGAAUCAACUGAUUUACAAGAAAGACUAACGCAACAGAAGAGCAAAUCGAAUGAUGUACAAGAACCACUAGAGCAUCACGAGAAUAAAUCAACUGAUUCAAAAGAAGCACUAAAGCAACACAAGAACAAAUCAAACAACGAACAAGAAUCACUACAGGAACACAAGAAUGAACCAGCCAAUUCAAAAGAAGAACUUAAGCAAUAUGAGAACAAAUCAAUUGAUUCACAAGUACUGAAGCAACACAAGAAUGAAUCAACUGAUUCACAAGAAAGAUUAAAGCAACUGAAGAACAAAUCAAAGGAUGUACAAAAACUACUAGAGCAUCGCGAGAAUAAAUCAACUGAUUCACAAGAAGCACUAAAGCAACACAAGAACAAACCAACUGAUUCACAAGAAACACUAAAGCAACACAAGAAAAAAUCAAACAACGAACAAGAAUCACUACAGGAACACAAGAAUGAACCAGUCAAUUUAAAAGGAGCACUAAAGCAAUAUGAGAACAAAUCAAUUGAUUCACAAGUACUGAAGCAACACAAGAAUGAAUCAACUGAUUCACAAGCAGCACAAAAGCAACGCAAGAACAAAUCAACCAAUUCACAAGAAGGACUAAAGCAACACAAGAAUGAAUCAAUUGUUUUGCAGGAAUCACAAAUGCAACAUGAGAACAAAUCAACUGAUUCACAAGAGACAUUAAAGCAACACAAGUACAACAUAUCAGAUUCACAAAAAGAAAUAAUUCAACACAAGAAUGAACCAACAAAUUCACAAGAAGUAAUAAAUCAACAUGAGAACAAAUCAACUGAUUCACAAGAAAAUUGGAAUCAAACUACAGGAGCGAAUGACAAAGGCUCAGCAGGACAGAAAGAGCUCAGACUUCAGGAGCUGAGUAAGACCUUCAGUCUAGAAAUGAAGGAUGCAUGUGUUUCUGAUGCAACUCUGAAAGAGUGUCAAGCUGAGGAAAGAUCAGGACAUCAGUGUCUCAAUGGAGUCAAGAUGCAUCUGGACUCAGUCGGUUCAUCUCCUGAGGUUUGUUUGGACAUAAACUCAAAAACAACUCUCAGACAGACUUUAGAGAUGAACACACAGAUUCUACAGAAACCUGGAGUACUGAAGAACUCAGUGACAAGUGACCUCAUCGUUAGUGCUUCUGAUGGUCAGAUUUCAUCUGAGCUGAAGGUUGUGGAAAUGAAGGACCAACAAUCAAAGGAUGAGAACGCAUGUCAUCUUUCAAAAGGAGAAACACCAAAGUAUAGGAGUAUGAAUUACCGUGACCCUUCAGUGAGACUCACCUACAUCCCCAAAACCAUCAGAUUCACUGACACCUUCAACUUCUGAAGACGUUUUUUUUGUGCACGUCAGAAUAAACAUUAUUUAUUGCAUGUGUCACAUCCAUCAGAUGCAGGU
Molecule: messenger RNA, 3512 nt
Organism: Carassius carassius (crucian carp)
Lineage: Eukaryota; Metazoa; Chordata; Actinopteri; Cypriniformes; Cyprinidae
Gene: adprhl1
Product: ADP-ribosylhydrolase like 1
Exons: 8
Coding region: 150-3443 (1097 amino acids)
Biological process (GO): protein de-ADP-ribosylation
Molecular function (GO): ADP-ribosylarginine-[protein] hydrolase activity; magnesium ion binding
Source: RefSeq, a predicted model, not a curated record